CGGGCGGAGGUCUGUGGUGCAGAACGUCUCAGUGUCUCAGUCAUGCUGCGUUUCCUGGUGUUUUUCUCCGUGGCGGCGGCCUUCGGGCUGGCCCAGCUGACCCCCGAGCCCCGGUACCUGGAGGAGGACGCCGUGGAGGAGAGAGUGGUGGGGGGGCAGGUGGCCUCGCCCAACUCAUGGCCCUGGCAGAUUUCUCUUCAGUACAAAUCGGGCAGCAGCUUCUACCACACGUGUGGAGGAAGCCUGAUCAGGAGAGGAUGGGUGAUGACCGCGGCCCACUGCGUGGACAGUCCCAGGACUUGGCGCGUGGUUCUUGGAGAUCACAACAUCAACUCUAACGAGGGCAGAGAGCAGUACAUGAGCGUGAGCAGCGUCCACGUCCACCCCAACUGGAACUCCAACAACGUGGCUGGAGGGUGGGACAUCGCUCUCCUCCGUCUGUCCUCCGAAGCGUCCCUCAACAACUACGUCCGGCUGGCCACUCUGCCCCCCCCGGGGCAGGUGCUGCCCAACAACAACCCCUGCUACAUCACCGGCUGGGGUCGCACUCAGACUGGAGGGCAGCUGUCGGCGCAGCUGAAGCAGGCCUCGUUGCCGCUGGUGGACCACAGGACCUGCAGCAGCAGCGGCUGGUGGGGCAGCACCGUGAAGGACUCCAUGGUCUGCGCCGGCGGCGCCAGUGACUCUGGCUGCCAGGGCGACUCCGGGGGCCCCUUGAACUGCAGCGUCAGCGGACAGUGGGUCGUCCACGGAGUGACCAGCUUCGUCUCCUCCAGCGGCUGCAACGCCUACCGGAGGCCCACCGUCUUCACCCGCGUCUCAGCCUACAGCAGCUGGAUGAACAACAUCAUGGGUUGAGAAGGAAAGUCUCCAUGGAGACAGCAGCACUCUGGAUUCUACUCAGUUCUUCCACCGACCAUCAGAAUAAAAUGUCCCUGC
Messenger RNA from Pungitius pungitius (ninespine stickleback), 939 nucleotides. Its product is annotated as elastase-1-like. Gene Ontology annotation, biological process: proteolysis. NCBI's taxonomy places the organism in Eukaryota, Metazoa, Chordata, Actinopteri, Perciformes, Gasterosteidae. Bases 43 to 858 code for a protein of 271 amino acids. The record is from RefSeq and is a predicted model, not a curated record. Gene Ontology annotation, molecular function: serine-type endopeptidase activity. The transcript is spliced from 8 exons.